GGCAUCUCGUCUCUAUCUGUCAACAGUAAUGUUAUUUAUUGACUUGUUUAUUAUAUUUUUUAUAAUUUGCUGGGACUAAGAAACGAUGCCUGGGUGUUGUUUAUGUGGAAAUAACUUUAAAAUAGGGUUCAAAAUUUUCGAAGUACGCUUUGGACAACCACCUGUAGUAAUUCACGAUGUUGUAAUUGAAUGCAUUGGUCCAAGUUAUAAAGUAAAAGAAAAUAAAAAAAUUUGUAAAAAAUGCUACGGAAAAAUUCAAAAAUAUUACAAAGCCAAAAUAGAAAUGCAAAGCAUUCAAAUGGAACUGAUAGAUUUAUACAAAAACGUCGAAACCCAAAAGGAUUAUGAUUCAGAUGAAACCGACAACGACAUAGAAAAUGAUAUUCAAUCAUAUGUAGAAGUCAAAAUGGAUGAAAACUGUAGCAAUUUUAAUAAUUUUUCUCAAGUUAUGAAAAACGAAAUAAUUGAUGAAAAAUAUAAUGAUUUUGAAGCAGAUCUUAAUCAAUUUGAUAACAAAUCGGAAAGUGAAUGUGUUGAUAGAUUGGACAUUGGCAAUCCAAAAGAAAUGGAAACUAAAGAAAAGAAAAGUAUAAAUGAAAGUCUGAAUAAUAAGAAACCCACUCAUAAACCGGCAAAGAAAUUCGGUUCUGUUUGUGAUCAGUGUGGGAAAUCUUUUCAUUCAUACACUGGUUUUAUUUAUCAUCGUCGAACACAUGAUCCAAUAAAACAUUUUAAGUGUAAAAUUUGCGGUGAAAGCUAUCGCGACAAAUAUCAUCUCAAAUUGCAUAUGGCUUAUCACACCGGUGAAACCCCAUUUGAGUGCGAGAUAUGUAGUAAACGAUUUGUACACAAAAUUGCUUUAAACAAACACAAACAGACACAUGAUGAGCGACACCGGCGAUUUGAAUGUGAACAAUGUGGACUUAAACUACGCUCUAGGUAUCAUUUAGUCAGGCACAUGAUUACGCAUACGGGAGCGAAACCUUUUCCUUGUCCAGUGUGUGAGAAAUCCUUCACUACAAAUUACGGUAUGAAACUACAUCUAGAGGAACAUAAAAAUCCAGGCAGCACUAGACAGCAAAGAUAUCGAUGUAAAAAAUGUCCACGAACUUUUACAAAUAUAAAAAAUUAUGAAAAACAUUGUGAGCAAAACGAUUGCAUUCAAGUAACAAACGAUAAUACAAAUGAACAGUGUUACGAAAAUCAAGUGACGAAUAAAAGUUUCAGUACCUGUUACAAUUCUAAAAACCAAACUAAAACGAUGCCUGGGUGUUGUUUAUGUGGAAAUGACUUUAAAAUAGGGUUCAAAAUUUUCGAAGUACGCUUUGGACAACCACCUGUAGUAAUUUAUGAUAUAGUAAUUGAAUGCAUUGGUCCAAGUUAUAAAGUAAAAGAAAAUAAAAAAAUUUGUAAAAAAUGCUACGGAAAAAUUCAAAAAUAUUACAAAGCCAAAAUAGAAAUGCAAAGCAUUCAAAUGGAACUGAUAGAUUUAUACAAAAACGUCGAAACCCAAAAGGAUUAUGAUUCAGAUGAAACCGACAACGACAUAGAAAAUGAUAUUCAAUCCUCUGUAGAAGUCAAAAUUGAUGAAAACUGUAGCAUCUUUAAUAAUUUUUCUCAAGUUAUAAAAAAAGAAAUAAUUGAUGAAAAAUAUAAUGAUUUUGAAGCAGAACUUGAUCAAUGUGAUAAAAAGUCGGAAAGUGAAUGUAUUGGUAGAUUGGACAUUAGCAAUCCAAAAGAAAUGGAAACUAAAGAAAAGAAAAGUAUAAAUGAAAGUCUGAAUAAUAAGAAACCCACUCAUAAACCGGCAAAGAAAUUCGGUUCUGUUUGUGAUCAGUGUGGGAAAUCUUUUCAUUCAUACACUGGUUUUAUUUAUCAUCGUCGAACACAUGAUCCAAUAAAACAUUUUAAGUGUAAAAUUUGCGGUGAAAGCUACCGCGCCAAAUAUCAUCUCAAAUUGCAUAUGGCUUAUCACACCGGUGAAACCCCAUUUGAGUGCGAGAUAUGUAGUAAACGAUUUGUACACAAAAUUGCUUUAAACAAACACAAACAGACACAUGAUGAACAACACCGGCGAUUUGAAUGUGAACAAUGUGGACUUAAGCUACGCUCAAAGUCUCAUUUGCGUAGGCACAUGAUUACGCAUACGGGAGCGAAACCUUUUCCUUGUCCAGUGUGUGAGAAAUCCUUUACCACAAAUUACGGUAUGAAACUACAUCUAGAGGAACAUAAAAAUCCAGGCAGCACUAGACAACAAAGAUAUCGAUGUAAAAAAUGUCCACGAACUUUUACAAAUAUAAAAAAUUAUGAGAAACAUUGCAAGCUAACUGAAUGUGUUCUUAAGAAAAGUGAUAAUAAAUAAGUAUAUAUAAAAAAAA
Messenger RNA from Teleopsis dalmanni, 2378 nucleotides. Its product is annotated as zinc finger protein 37-like. Gene Ontology annotation, cellular component: nucleus. The coding region runs from base 86 to 2362 and encodes 758 amino acids. The transcript has 5 exons. Lineage: Eukaryota; Metazoa; Arthropoda; Insecta; Diptera; Diopsidae. The record is from RefSeq and is a predicted model, not a curated record. Gene Ontology annotation, biological process: regulation of transcription by RNA polymerase II. Gene Ontology annotation, molecular function: DNA-binding transcription factor activity; RNA polymerase II cis-regulatory region sequence-specific DNA binding; zinc ion binding.